UAGGGUUUUGCAGAAUCUCAGUCUCUCUCUCUCUCUCUCUCUCUCUCUCUCUCUCUCUCUGUAACUCAUUCUCUCAAAGUCUUCAACAUGAGCAGAUCGGGCCAGCCUCCGGAUCUCAAGAAAUACAUGGACAAGAAGCUCCAGAUCAAGAUGAAUGCAAAUCGGAUGGUCGUUGGGACGCUUCGUGGGUUUGACCAGUUUAUGAAUCUAGUGGUUGACAACACUGUAGAAGUGAAUGGCAAUGAGAAAACUGAUAUCGGCAUGGUGGUGAUCAGAGGAAAUAGUGUGGUCACUGUUGAGGCUCUUGAACCAGUAAACAGAUCAUAGUGUGGGUUCUACUUAUGCUUUUGUGUUAUUUUGGAUGGUAUCAAUAUGACAUUGGGAAGGAGAUCUUCUGUAAUCUGGAUUAGGUGGCCCAUUGUAGUGCUUUAUUCCCCCCCUUUUCUUUUCAAGCAGACUUAAUGAUAAUAUUGUGUAUUCUGUAUGGGUUAUGAUGGAUGACAGUGACCUUUGGUUAAUAUAAUGCUUAUAUGGUCUUACCAGCUGGGUUAAUA
Quercus lobata is the source of this 554-nucleotide messenger RNA. RefSeq names its product probable small nuclear ribonucleoprotein G. Bases 88 to 327 code for a protein of 79 amino acids. Gene Ontology annotation, cellular component: precatalytic spliceosome; catalytic step 2 spliceosome; U1 snRNP. NCBI's taxonomy places the organism in Eukaryota, Viridiplantae, Streptophyta, Magnoliopsida, Fagales, Fagaceae. The transcript is spliced from 4 exons. The record is from RefSeq and is a predicted model, not a curated record. Gene Ontology annotation, molecular function: RNA binding. Gene Ontology annotation, biological process: spliceosomal snRNP assembly; mRNA splicing, via spliceosome.